AUGAGGCUUUUGCAGAGGGCUCUUUUUGUCAUCCUGUGGAUAAAUCUGUGUCUAGGGUUGGAUCUAUGGCCUCAAUGGGCUAGUGGGAAGCUUAUUCGGGACGAGAGUCAAGGCACUGAAGCGGCUUCACCAAGAGUGACUAAUGUUGAGUACUAUACAACGAUUCCUACAGCUCUUCGAAGGAAAGGAGCAAGACAGGAUAAAGUGGCAGGAUCUACUUUACCGACUGGUACCCCUGUCAGAUGGAAUCAGACUCCAACGUUAAUAUCGCAUAAUGGCUCUUUAAAAAAUGAUCUGAAAUAUGUCAGUGGUGGUAAAUCUGCGUUGAUUCCUCGUCAACACGAGAGGGCUUUAGAGAAAGUUUCAUUAGCGGGAAUCCUACUAGCGACUGAUGUUGAAGGUGGCCUCCACGCCUUGAAUAGAGACAACGGUCAACUAUUGUGGUCGAUCGAUUCUUCUCAUACAAAGCCACUCAUUCAUGUCGUCGAGCCACCAAGAGCACAGACUAAGGAAACUUUGAUCAUAGAACCUUAUGGCGAAGGAAACAUUUAUUAUUUCAACGUCUACCAAGGCCUACAAAAAUUACCCGUAUCGAUAGCUAAAUUAAUUGCGUCUUCACCAAUGCAUCUUAAGACUGAUAUUGUAGUUGAUGAUUUUGGUACAGUUGUAGAAGAUGAAAAAAUUUACACGGGGUCUAGAUCUACCGCCAUGUAUGUGAUAGAUGCCACUAAAGGUGAUAUACUUUCAGCGUUUGGACCUGGUACGGAAAAUAAAAAAUAUAAGAAGGAUUCUGAUAUUUGUGCCACGAGAGGCUUGGAACCAGAAGGCUGUAAAAACGUGCUCGUAAUUGGUAAGACAACUUACCAUUUAGGAAUACAUUCGCGGGACGGAACCACUUACAAUGUUACCUAUUCUUCGUGGCAACAGAAUACUCUUGAUACUCCACUAUCAUCUUUAUCGUCUUUGACUGGUGAUAAUACUUAUAUCGCUUCAUUCAGAGAUAGGUCGUUGCUAGCAAUCAAUGCGGAUUUUAAGAUUGCUAAAUGGGUUUCUUCCAACUUCCCAGGGAUCAUAAACAGUAUAUUUGACAUCUUUACAGAUGAAAAUGCUGGCGAAAACAUUAUAAUACCACAUCGUUUCACUUCUCCGGACGAAGCAAGCUUCCCCAGAGGUAAAGUUUUCCUGAGUCAGAUUGAAAACGACUCUUGGUUUGCUCUAUCUGGUGAAAAUUAUCCCUCUUUAGUGGAAGCUGCCCCCACUGCCAAAUACGGCUUAAGCGAAAGAUGGAGGGCACCCUCAUUAUUCUACAAUGAAGACCUUUUCGCUACAGCGGUUACAGGUGUUCACACUUUACAGAACAGAAAAUUCGAGGAGAUCUCUGAUAUGUCGACAAGCAGGAAACCUUUAAUAUCAGUUCAAGAAAGGGAGCCACUUCUCCUUGAACCUUCCACUUCUAAUUUACCUUUAGGAUUGGAAGAUGAUAGUACUUCCCGUAAUAUGGCACUUGAAACUUACAUCUCACCAGAAGAAUUGGAAGCCUAUAGAUUGAAGGUCCAAGAACAAAUUGCUCAUGAAAUAAUACAACAAAAUCAAGGAUCCUUUAUUUACCUCAUGGGGAGACUGAUAUACCGUGUGAUAGAGAGUGGGUUAGUCUUUUUAUUUGCCUUGUUUGUCCUAGCAUUCCUACAAAGGUUUAAAGUUAUACCGCCCUUACACAUUCUUUUUGAAAAAAGUGGAUUAAUCUCGGUGGAAGACAUUAAAGUGGAUAAUUUAGAAAUUAAUGAUGAGAUGAGUAAUGAGAAAAGACCCACAGCCAAUAACGGUACCGGUGACUCUGAAGAAACUCUCAAGAUUUCUAGAGAAAGUACACCUUCUACUACCGACAAUCCCAAUUCUCCAACAGAUGAUGAAGAAGAGACUGCUUUGAAAGUGGAAGAUGAAGUGACUCUUAAAGGAGGAGAAGAAGGUACCACAAUAGUAGAGAAGGAAAAGAAGAAGAGGAAAAGAGGUACUCGGGGUGGUAAAAAAUUGAAGAAGAAACAGUCUUCAUCAUCUCAGGCGGUGGAACAAAUCCGUGCCAUAGGAACCAUUCAACUGGAGAACGGCUUGAAAACCCUCACAGUAUCUGAGAAGAUUUUAGGUUAUGGUUCCUCUGGUACAGUGGUUCUUCAAGGUAGCUUCCAAGGAAGACCAGUGGCUGUAAAGAGAAUGCUUCUUGAUUUUUGUGAUAUUGCCUCACAAGAGAUCGACUUACUCACAGAGAGUGACGACCAUCCAAAUGUGGUCAGGUAUUUCUGUUCCGAAACGACAGAGAAAUUUUUAUACAUUGCAUUAGAACUCUGCAACUUAACUUUGGAAGAGUUGAUCGAGUUGAAGAAACCAUCCGAAGGAUUCCAAGCUACACUCAAGACUUGGGAUCCCAUCAACAUACUAUAUCAAAUCGCUUCGGGUGUGUCUCAUUUACAUUCAUUAAAGAUAAUCCACAGAGAUAUCAAACCGCAGAAUAUUCUAGUGGCUUCACCAAAGAAAGUUAUUGCCGCUGGUUAUAAAGCAGACAACAACGGAAACCUUAGGAUUUUAAUUUCCGAUUUCGGUCUCUGUAAGAAGUUAGAGGCAGAUCAGUCUUCAUUUCGCACCAGUCUUUCUAAUGCUGGCGGUACUAGUGGAUGGAGGGCACCAGAAUUAUUGCAUGAAUCCACGAGGAAAUUGAUUGAAUCUAUGUCUGUUUAUGACAAAGAUAAUGACGAAGACAACGAGUCAGCUACGAAUUCAAUUUACGAUCCUGCUACAAAACAAAGUUUGACAAAAGGUAUUGACAUUUUCUCAAUGGGUUGCGUAUUCUACUAUAUCCUUUCUAAAGGAGGUCAUCCAUUUGGCUCUAGAUACAUUCGCGAAGCUAACAUAUUAAAGAACAACUACGAUCUCUCAGGAUUAAACCAAACUCUAAAGGAUAGAUCCCUAGUAUUUGAAGCCAAGGAUUUAAUUGCUCAAAUGAUUCAAAUGAACCCCUUAAAGAGACCUUCUGCCCUAAGAGUCUUGAACCAUCCACUUUUCUGGUCAAAUUCGAAAAAAUUGGAGUUCCUUUUGAAGGUCAGUGACCGAUUCGAAGUUGAACGAAGAGAUCCACCAAGUGAACUAUUAUGCAAAUUGGAAUCUCAUUCGAAUCAAGUAAUACCGAACAAUGAUUGGACUAGUAAAUUUGAUAAAGAUUUCAUGGAUAACUUAGGAAAAUACAGGAAGUACAGCGGGGAAAAAUUAAUGGAUCUUUUAAGAGCACUGAGAAAUAAAUAUCACCAUUUCAUGGAUCUUCCUGAAGAUUUAGCUGCAGUCAUCGGGCCGGUUCCCGAUGGGUUUUACAACUAUUUCAUUAAGCGUUUCCCUAACUUGCUUUUGGAGAUUUAUCAUGUUGUUCAAGAAAAUCUCAAAGAUGAUCAAAUUUUAUGCAAUUUCAUUGAAUAG
Zygosaccharomyces rouxii is the source of this 3459-nucleotide messenger RNA. RefSeq names its product bifunctional endoribonuclease/protein kinase IRE1 (gene IRE1). The transcript has a single exon. Gene Ontology annotation, biological process: IRE1-mediated unfolded protein response; protein phosphorylation; intrinsic apoptotic signaling pathway in response to endoplasmic reticulum stress. Gene Ontology annotation, molecular function: RNA endonuclease activity; protein serine/threonine kinase activity; ATP binding. Gene Ontology annotation, cellular component: IRE1-TRAF2-ASK1 complex. The record is from RefSeq and is a predicted model, not a curated record. The coding region runs from base 1 to 3459 and encodes 1152 amino acids. NCBI's taxonomy places the organism in Eukaryota, Fungi, Ascomycota, Saccharomycetes, Saccharomycetales, Saccharomycetaceae.